Notolabrus celidotus (New Zealand spotty) is the source of this 4669-nucleotide messenger RNA. It is a transcript of the gene dusp16, whose product is annotated as dual specificity phosphatase 16. Gene Ontology annotation, cellular component: cytoplasm; nucleus. Gene Ontology annotation, molecular function: protein tyrosine/threonine phosphatase activity; MAP kinase tyrosine/serine/threonine phosphatase activity. Bases 801 to 2798 code for a protein of 665 amino acids. NCBI's taxonomy places the organism in Eukaryota, Metazoa, Chordata, Actinopteri, Labriformes, Labridae. Gene Ontology annotation, biological process: negative regulation of MAPK cascade; protein dephosphorylation. The transcript has 7 exons. The record is from RefSeq and is a predicted model, not a curated record.
ACUCUAGAUGUACUGCGCCUUUAAGAAGCCUGUUGAGUUCAUUUGACUGGAGCUCGAUGACGACAUCCUUUUAUUUUUAUCGCAGUGACCUCAUCUCUCUUCUGGCAGCAGCAGCAGCAGCAGGAGAGUCAAACCUCCGCUGCCUUUAGCUCCAACUUUACCGCUUAGACUUUCUGUCUUUAAACCUCCAACCUUUCUGUUUAAAGCGGGUCCGACUCCAUCUGGAACCCGAACCAGUAUCUGGACCUCUGACGUCGAGUUUUCAAACGUGUGAGACCUCUUCAUGUGAAGACCAGGAUGAAGGUGCAGAGUGAUGUCAUCAGCACUCAGUCCAGGAGAAAAGAUGCUUUUUGUUUCACGCCUGCUGUGGUGUGAAUGAGACCGACCCCCACCCCGCUCCAAAGACUCAACACACACAACAGCAAACACACACACACUCUUAAACAAGCAGAGACACACAGAAAAAGUAGUUAGAGGGGGUCUGGCUUCUUUUUUUCCUUUUAGUGCAGAGUGAGGUCUCUCUCUUUCUCUCUCUCUCUCUCUGUCUUUCUCUCUCUCUCUCUGUGUGUCUCUCGUCCCGGGCUUUUUGAGCUGCUGAGCGCCAUCAGGAUGACAUCAUACCAGACCGACACAAUGGAGCUCUUCAUCCUCUGAGGUUCCUCGCCAGGCUGCGUCACUGCACUGGACCGCCGGCCCGGGACGCCCAUCAGGAGGAGAAGGAGGGGGAGGAGGACUACGAGCAGGGAGGGAGGGGGGUGGGGGGGUGGGAGGGAAGGGAAGGGGAGGGGGAAUAGUCUGACAUGUCGGAGAAUCCUGCGGGACCAGGAUCAUGGUCCAGGUCUGGGUCGGGGGCCCCGAAGCCCGGUGUGGUACGGGCGAUCGGGGCGGAGGCUCUGGUGGCCCUGCUGGAGGGGGGUCUGGACCGGGUGGUGCUGAUUGACAGCCGGUCCUUCGUGGACUACAACGCCUCGCAUAUCCUGGAGGCGGUGAAUGUGAACUGCUCCAAACUGAUGAAGAGGAGGCUGCAGCAGGACAAAGUCCAGAUCGCUGAGCUGCUGCAACACUCGGCCAAGAAGAAGUUGGAGUUUGCGGGCGAUCAGGAGGUCGUGGUUUACGAUCAGAGCUCCACCGACUCGUCUGCUCUAAGCUCCGAGUCGUUCCUCAGCGUCCUGCUGCUCAAGCUCGAGAGGAGCUUCCCCUCCGUGCACCUGCUCUCAGGUGGGUUCUCAGAGUUCUCUCACCUGUUCCCCGGUCUCUGUGAGGGGAAGUCCACUCUGGUCCCCUCCUGUAUGUCUCAGCCCUGCCUGCCCGUCGCCAACGUGGGCCCAACCCGCAUCCUGCCUCACCUGUACCUGGGCUGUCAGAGAGACGUUCUCAACACGGACCUGAUGCACCAGAACGACAUCGCCUACGUCCUGAACGCCAGCAACACCUGCCCCAAACCUGACUUCAUCCCCGAGUCACACUUCCUGCGAGUCCCUGUCAACGACUCGUUCUGUGAGAAGAUCCUGCCCUGGCUGGACCGAUCCGUGGAGUUCAUCGAGAAAGCUAAAGCCUCAAACGCUCGGGUCCUGGUCCACUGUCUGGCUGGGAUCUCCCGCUCUGCAACCAUUGCCAUCGCCUACAUCAUGAAGAGGAUGGACAUGAAUCUGGAUGAAGCGUACAGGUUUGUGAAGGAGAAGAGGCCGACCAUCUCUCCCAACUUCAACUUCCUGGGUCAGCUGCUCGACUUCGAGAAGAAGAUCAAGACUCCUCACGGUACUGAGUCAAAACUGAGGUCCCUCCAUCACUUCGAGACCAGAGAGGAGGUCCCUGGUCCUCCUGAGGAGUCAGAGUCUGCACCCCCUCAGGAUGCAGGUCCAGGCCCAGGUCCAGGUUUAGGCCUGUCCCUGCUGGAGCCGCUCAUGCUGCCCUGCGUGCUGGCCGACGCUCCUGAGGAGUGUCUGCUGGUCCAGGCUCUGAGUAGUCUGACUCUUCCUGACGGUUCAGAGGAGAACGCCCGUCUGAAGCGCUCCUUCUCCCUGGACAUCAAGUCGUACGGCGAGCAAGGAGGCGCUGCUCCGCAUCGCGUGUUCGUCCCUCACGGUGGAUCCGGAGACGCCGGGGAGUUCUACAAACCCUCCACCUUCAAAGAGACGACCAGUAAGCCGUGUCAGUUCUCCCCGGUGGAGGAGGUGUCGGAGCAGUCCACCCCGGAGCAGAGUCCAGAUAAGGAGGAGGCGGACGUCCCGGAGCGAGUUGCACCGCCGCAGCCAACACCGGCAGCCUCUUCCUGUUUCACCAAACCUCCGCCUGCUGCUCCUCCACGCUCACAGCAGCUCCACCGCAGUGGCAGCGUGGAGGAGAACACCACCAGCUUCCUAUUUGGCCUCUCCCGCAGCCAGCAGCACCUCGCUCGACCGGGUCCCGGUGGCGCCCUGAAGGGGUGGCACUCUGACAUCCUUCUGGGCCCCGUCACCGUCUCCACCUCCUCUCUGACUGGCGGCUGGUACCUCUCCUCUGACUCCGCCCGCUUCUACUCCACCUCGGCCAUCCUGAGCGGGGGCGGUUUGGCGGCGUACAGCUGCGGCGCGGGGCUGGAGGCGGUACGGCGGCGUGGGCGUCAGAGGACGGGGGAUCGCGGGGACUCGAGGAGGAGCUGGCACGAGGAGAGCAGCUUCGAGAAGCAGCUGAAGAGACGCAGCUGUCAGAUGGAGUUCGGAGACGGACUGACGGACAGCCGGUCCAGAGAGGAGAUGGGAAAGGUGGGCAGUCAGUCCAGCUUCUCUGGCAGCAUGGAGGUCAUCCAGGUGUCCUGAGACUGAUCCAGGAGUCCUCAGACUGAACCAGGUGUCCUGAGACUGAUUCAGGGACAGACUGAGACUCAGAAAUAUGACGCUCGGUCAGGAUGAAGCGGACUGAAACAGCUUCAAAGAUUAGGAGAGAAACAUGCAACACACAGCGUCACUUCACACAGACAGGAGGAGAGUCAGAGCUCAGAGGUGAGCUGAUACUCAGGUUAAACUGUCACUUUAAGGGCACUGACACAAGACGACAUCUGACUUUACAAUGAAGUCCAGAUCCACUUCUACCUGAGGAGGAGAGAGUGAACUCUGGUUUGUUUGUAGCCUGAAUGUUGCGAGGUUGUUUGUUUACAGUGAGUCUGUCUAUCGGCCCAAAGUGUGAGUUUCAUCCUGCAGGAGCUUCAGAUACAGUGUGUGGGGGGAAGUGAGAUCCAGAGGAGAGACUUUUACUACAAAAAGGAACCGAUGAAUGUCUGAUCUCAUAUCAUAACGUCAAACAGAGAACAGUGAACAGACGGGGGAGAUGGUUCUGAGUGAAACUGUGACACCUGCUCUGAGUCAUCGUCGUUUACGGUCAAUAAGAUAAAAAGUGAAUCACACAGUUAGAGAUUAAAUUCAAGAACAUCUGUCCUCAUUAUUAUUGUUAUAAAGGAAAUGUGACUUCUUCAAACUUCACUGAAUUGAUUGAUCAGAAGGAACCGCCAGUAAUGAGACGUUCAGGGUCUGUUCGGACUUCAGAGUGUACUCUGAAAAUAAACUGAAUGCAGACACACUUAUGAAGCACUCACUCAGGACGUCCUGAAGCUUUACUGCUUGACCAAACAUGUAGAAAUAAAGAAUAAAAUCUCACUCAAUCAUAAUACAACUGCUUAAUUAGAAACUUUGAUUACCUAUAAAUUAAAUUAAAACAUUAUAAAAGUGUAUUUUUUAAAUAAAGAUAUUCAGAUAAUUUAAUUCCACUUCUUGCUUUUUGCUUGAGCAGCUUGUACUCAAAUUAAAGAGCUGGUUUCCCUUCUCACAGCAGUUUCACAAAAGGAGCAAAUAUAUAAAAAUAUAUCUAAAAAAUCCUCAUAUAUAAAAUAUUUUUUAUAAAAACAGCUGAGGUGAAAUACAUUUGAAAAAAGCAGCAAAUUUUAUGUUUAAGUUGCAGUGUAUUUCAGAAGAGCUAAUAUGUGUAAUAAGAUCUAAAAAUUAUAAUAAGUAGGUAGAUUAAAAAACAGUUCAUGUCAGACACUGUCAAUUAAUAAAAACUGAUUUCAAAGAGGUGACAGUGAACGCAUCGCAGGAACUGGCAUUCUCUAAAUCCAGAAAACAAACAUUCUCAAAGAAUCUCCUGAAGGUAGUCAGUGUCAGCUCACCUGUGGGCCAGCAGAGGAAGAAGAGGAAGAGGAGGAGUCACCUGACCUCCUCAGAGUGAACCUGACAAACUGAGGAGUGUGAAGACGACGAAGACGACGAAGAUGCGGUGUGCUGCAGGAAGAAAAACAAACACUUUUCUGAUCAACUCUGAGCCUGUGAAUGUUUGUGUUUGAGGAGGAAGCUGCUCUUCAGACUCCAUGAUGAUGAUGAUGAUGAAGAUCAGGACAGUUCUGGUCUCUUCAGUACCUCACGGAUCCAAACUUUCACUUGUGUGUGUGUUUUAGAUUAUUGAAGAGUCUGGCUGGCAGGUGAAGGUGUCUGAUGAUAUUUUUUAUUUUUUGGGGGGGACCUGAACAGACUCACCUUGUCAGAGCCUGAGUGAUGAAGAGGAGGGUGUGAUGUUCAUGUGUGUGAUGUGGAUUUAAAGAGGCUGGGACUCAGACGUGGACUUGAUUCAAUAAUACAGACUCACAGACGUGUUCAUGUUGCACUGUGGUGUGAAAGGAUCUGAUUAAAAGUUAUGAAGC